Loxodonta africana (African savanna elephant) is the source of this 8267-nucleotide messenger RNA. It is a transcript of the gene SUPV3L1, whose product is annotated as Suv3 like RNA helicase. The record is from RefSeq and is a predicted model, not a curated record. Lineage: Eukaryota; Metazoa; Chordata; Mammalia; Proboscidea; Elephantidae. Gene Ontology annotation, cellular component: mitochondrial degradosome. Gene Ontology annotation, biological process: RNA catabolic process; mitochondrial RNA 3'-end processing. The coding region runs from base 5868 to 7976 and encodes 702 amino acids. The transcript is spliced from 16 exons. Gene Ontology annotation, molecular function: RNA helicase activity; hydrolase activity, acting on acid anhydrides; ATP binding.
GCGGGAGGGCUGCGCUCCCGUGUCUGGGCGGCCCCAGGUCCCCUCGGGCGUUGACACGGGGCUUGUCAGUGUCUGCCACCCUUGCUAGCUUUUUUUUUUCUUUUUUUCUCUUGAUAAUGUGUUUUGGCGAAAGUUUAUACAGCUAAUUAGAUUACCUUAAACAAUUUUUAUACAAAUUGUUCCAUGCCAUCGGUUAUAAUUUUUACAGUGUGUCAGUAUUCUCAUUAUUUCCGUUCCGUUUGCUCUGCCUCCAUUGAUCUAGCUUUCCUUCCUCUCCUUGCCUUGUGUAUCUUUGGUUUUGGCUAACUGUUGAUCGGCUGGUCUCAUAUGGUUGUUUGUUCAAGGGAGCCAUUACUCACGGGUGUUAUUGUUUAUUUUAUAAGCCAAUCUGUUAUUUGGCUGAAAGGUGACCUGCAGAAAUAGCUUGAAUUCCAAGUUCAAAGGGUAUCUUAGGCGGUAGUUUCAGGGGUUCCACCAGUCUUUAUUGGUCCAAUAAAUCUGGACUUUUUUAGGAAUUUGACCUUUGUUCUACAUUUUUCUCCCGUUCUUUCUGGGACCUUCUAUCGUGUCCCUGGCCAGAAUGGUUGGUAGUGGUACCUGGGCGCCAUCUAGUUCCUCUGGCCUCAAGUUAGAAGUUGUGGGUCUUGUGUUCUUUUUAGUCCUGUGGACUAGUUUCUUCUUUGAGCCUUUGAUUUCCUUCAUUCUCUUUUGCUCCAGACACUAAAAACCAAUAGUUGUACUUUAGAUGGCCACUCACAAGCUUUUAAGACCCCAGACACUACUCACCAAACUGGGAUGUAGAACAUUAACUUUGUGAACUGUGUUAUGCCACUUGACUAAGUUGUCCCCCAAAAUCUCGCAGGCUUUUGAGCCGCUUAAGGCUUGGGACUGUGUCUGAUUUGUCCCUAACGGCCCACCCCCAGAAGUGACCUUUUCCCUUUGACUGCCCUUCCCUCUGAAUGGUUUAAACCUUUUUGUGUUGGAACAAUUAAGUUUUUUGAGUAGUUAAGUAGGUGACUUCCUUUUCAAGCAUUCUUUGUUCCUCCUUCGUUACCCAGAACUAUUGUCCCUGAAAGGUGGGAUGUGUAUGUGUGUGUAUCAGUGUGUGUGUAUGAGAGAGAGUGUGUGUGUGUGUGUGUGUAAAACCAGAGGACUUCUUUCAGGAUUCUUUGUCAUUGACUAGGCUGACGAAGCCCAGACCAUGUUAGGCUGUAUGGUGGUUACUAAGAGGAACCAGAGUCAAAUCCAGAUCUUCCCUCAAGGAAUUUACAGUUUUGUGGAGAGGAAGGAUGUAGUGAUAAUCAACUGUAAUACAAAAUAGAACAUGAUAAUGGUGUCCUUACCAGAGGUGGUAGGUACUCUAAUCAUCUGGGGCUCCAGGGAGAAAGGAAAACUUACCAUCAGCAACUGGCAGUGGAUUUUGCCCCCCAAAGUAACCUUGGGUGCAUUUGACAGGGAGCUUGCAAAUGUUUUCAAGGGACCUGUGCAGUUUCUGAUGAUGUGGCUGUAUUUCUUUAGCUUCUGGCUGAUUAGGUGGAUGAGAGAGUUUCUUUUGACCAAAUGAAGUGUUCUGGGAGGCUGAGAAGAUAAUGCUAUAGCUAGCCAGAAACUAUCUUCGGGCAGUUCACUUCAACAAGGAACCUUAGUGCCUCUGUUAUAAUUUUUAAAAUAUAGACUACAGCAUGCUAUGAAUCAAACCUUGUUUUUCAGAGCAGAAGGACAGUAUUUUCACUAAAAACAUGAUGGAACCCACAGUAUAAGUUACUCUUUGACCUAUUCAUCCAAGCAGUGUUAAGGAAGGCCUUUUCACUUUACUUGGCAUUAGGGACUAUAUUAUUUUAAUAAUGUAAAAAUCGACUCGACGGCAGUGGGUUUAAUUGUAUAUUAAGGCAUAUUGUAAUUUGUGUGAAAUGAUUUGUCUUAUUAGGUAAAUAUAGAUAAACCCUUCUUUUGUGCUGCUAUUCCAAUUCACCUGAAAAUGUCUUUGCUGUUCUAAUCAGCCUUAACAUCUGGAAUUGAUUAGUCAUCGAUGCUCCCUGAAAGGAGAUAGAAUGAAGAUACUGGAUUGUCAGCAGCAUGUUUUCUUUUGGUGGAGAAUCCUUAGAUACCUCAUUGGACCAGUGUGUACUGGGCAGCUUUUCAUCUCCCUUAGUUGGAAUUGAUCCAUACAUUAAAUUUACUAGAAUAAUCCUUUCAGCAUUGCAAGAGGGGCUGCAGAAAACAAUAAACUUCCACAAUCUUAUGUAGCCACAUAGUUGUUAUUGUUGUUAGGUGUCUUCCAGUCAGUUCUGACCCGUGGCGACCCUGUGUACAGCAGAAUGAAACCCUACCCAGUCCUGCGCAAUUCUCACAGUCAUUACUGUGUUUGAGCCUGUUGUUGUAGCCACUGUGUCAGUCCGUCUCGCUGAUGGUUUUCCUCUUUUUCGCUCACCCUCUACGGACUGUGAUGUCCUUCUCCAGGGACUGAUCCCUCCUGGUAACAUGUCCAAAGUAUGUAUGACGAAGUCUUGCCACCCUCCCUUCUAAGCAGGAUUCUGGCUGUACUUUUAAGACAGAUUUGUUCAUUUUUCUGGCAGUCCAUGGUACAUUCAAUAUUCUUUGCCAACACCAUAAUUCAGUCGUCCUUAUUCAUUGUCCAGCUUUCACAUGCCUGUGAGGUGAUCGAAAAUACCAUGGCUUGGGUCAGGUGCACCUUAGUCUUUCAGAUGACAUCUUUGUUUUUUAAAACGUUGAAGAGGUCUUUUGCAGCGGAUUUGCCUAAUGUAAUAUGAGGUUUGAUUUCUUGACCGCUACUUCCAUGAGCCUUGAUUGUGGACCCAAGUAAAACAAAAACCUUGACAACUUCAGUCUUUUCUCCAUUUAUCAUGAUGUUGUUUAUUGGUCCAGUUGUGAGGAUUUUUUGUUUUCUUUACUUUCCCAUAGAGAUCGGGACAAUAAUCUGUCACUUCUCAAUCUCUUGCUUGCUCCUUUCCUGAAAAGGUAGUCUUGGUGGCAUAAUGAUUAAGUGUUUGGCUGCUAAUCAAAAGGUUGGCAGUUUGAAUCUGCCAGCUGCUUCUUGGAAACCCUAUAGGGCAGUUCAGCUCUGUCGUAUAGGGUCACUAUGAGUUGGAAUUUACUCAACGGCAGUGGCUUUUUUUUGGGGGGGGGGGUCUCCUGAAAAGUUGGUGUACUUCAAGGCUCUGUCCUAUGUCGCCUUGCCUUCUUAUUCAGUACACUUUCUAGGGGGUCUCGUUGUCUUCCCCUGAGGUCACUUAACAUUUAUGUGUUAAUUCAAUCUUUGUCUUUAGACUGCGCCUCUCUCAUUUUCCCUGGACCUGUAUAUGUCUAGCUGCCUACCAGGUAUCUCUGCUUAGAUUUCUCACAUGAACCUCACCUCAGCAAGUCCAAGACAACUUAUCCUCCUCCCUUCACCUGCACACCCUCCAGGUUGCUACUUGCUCCUUCCCCCAUAUCGUUCUCCGGUAUCACUGGGUGCUCAAGUCAAAAACCUAGUAGUCUUGAUUCUUCCCAUCCCUCACCCCCUCCAUCAAACAAUCAAAGUCCCAUUGACAAGUCUUAUUGAUUCUGCCUCAUAAAUAUUUAUUGAACUCAUUCACUUCUCUUCUCCAUUGCAACCAGCCUAGCCUGAAUUAUCAAUUUCUGUCUUUUGACUGGACUGUUGCAGUAGCCCCUUGCUUGUCUCCUUGUACACCUUUGAUCUCUCUAAUCCAUUCUUAACCUGUAGCCCAGAUGUUCUUUUAAAAAGGUACAGUCAUGCUACUGCCCUGCAAAAAGUUGUUUCGUUUUUCCACUGUCCUUAGUUUAAAAGGGUCCCCAACCAUUAUGGCCUGUAAGGCCCUGCCUGAUCUGGCCCAGGUACCUCUCCAGCCUCAGUGCAUGCUGCUUUCCACACACAAUGAUGAAAUGUGCCGUGUGCACUUUUGCUCCAGCCCUUCUGCAUGUGCUACAUUCCCUGCCUAGACUACUGGGCACUUCUUCUCUAGGCUACUUCAUUUUUAAUCUAGCUGACUCGUCUUGAUUAUUAAUGGUAGCCUAAAUGCUGCUUCCUGGCGAGUAGAGUAGGUUAAGUUUCCAGACUCCCUUAUCGUCCUUUGUUUCCCCUGCAGUGACACUCAUCACAUUGUAAUUGCUUGAUCAGCCGAGGUAAACAUACACCAGAGUCCACGUGGGCUCCAGGAGAACAUGGCCAUUAGUGUCUUGUUCACUGCUGUAUCUCCAAUCUGACAGCCAUUCAACAAAUACUUAUUGUCUACUGUGUGCCAGGCACUGUUCUAGACACACAGUAGGUGUUGUAUGUGUGUGUAUUCUGGUUGAUUGUAAUGCAUAUUACCACGUAGAUGUAGGUAGACUACAACUGAAAAGAUAGUUCGUAUUUUGGAUAGGCAUUUAGCAGUUAAGUGACUGGCCUGGUUUUCAUUCAGUUGCCUUUUCUCCAUUGUUAAAAUUUCCUGGUUGAUGAGAGGAAUAUUUUCUCUGCCUUCUCGCUGGGUUAUUGUGGAAAUCUCCAUAAGGUAUGUGGCAGAGCACUCUUGAGAAGUGUAAAGGGCUCAACAGAUGUAAACUAGCAUCGUUUGUACUGACACUCAGUAUUUGAAAAAUGGAGGGCAGAGUUCCUGGGUUGUCACCCUGUGAUAGAAUCUGUGAUGUGUGGACACUGGGAAAACUAUUCCCACAGGGGCCCAGAUAAUCUCUCCUAUCUGCUUAGUAGGUUGAUGUGAGGAACCUAUUAAAUAGGUGUUUUUAAGUAAUUGUACAAAUAAGGGAUUUUUGUCUAAACCUCUCGCCUCCUUUAGGCUGUUAAUAGCUGGUGUAAAAUUCCUUGGGUAUAUUUCUGCUCAUAAUCGUUGAGCUCCAAUAGAACAGUGUUUAUAAGCCUUUUGGGCACUGGCGUGAAUUUUUAAGUGUUUGGAAGUUCUAGAAGUGAAGUACAGCUAGCUUUGGUGGAGGAGUGUCCCUCCUUUUUCUGCGAAGGUUGCCCAAGGCUUUGGGUGGGGUGGUGAAGGAGGAAGGCAGCACCCAGGCAUUCCAAUCGGCCAGGUCAGCCCUAGCUGUCCUCAGGUGACAGGUGCACCUUCAGAGUGUGCUCUCCUCCUGGCUUUUGAGUGAUCACGGGCAUGUUCACAGGAGGUGGCAGCCGCAAAUCAUAUUCAUGGGUGGGUUUUUUUAGCAAUUGUGACUCACAGCCAAGGUCUCAGAUAAAUUGAGGCAGGUUGGGGUGGUUUCCUAGUAGGUUCUAGUAGCAGAAGAUGGGUGGGUGCAGAUUGGGACUUGAAUUGGUAGGGCUGUGGCAAGGGGGGUGGAAGCAACUCACCUCUGUGUUAGUAGAGUGAAUGGGAGUGAGAGUUUUGGGGACACUUGCUUGGCAGAACACCUGGACUCACAUGUUCUGACAUGCCAUUUAGGAAGCACAGAAUUAGGUUGUAGUGCUAAGGGGUCAUGAUUAUGGCACCAUCCCUGUUCAGGCUAUUUGAUGACACUUUUCCCACCAGAGAGACUACCCUUCAGCACCUCUAGCUGCCUGAAUGGACCUCAUGCCCUUGGUUGCAAGAAGAACCUUAUAGAAGUACAGAGGCUUAACCAAUUAGUGUGAUUUGAUGUAGGUGUAUCUGGCACAGACCCAUGUGGGGGUAAAGGAACAGCGGAGACGCCUCAGUUUGAGUGCUGCUGUCUCAUCCGUUACCUGGAAGAGCUGCAGAGAAGCCAGAAGCGUUUGGCCUGACACGUGGCUCCCUGAUGCAGUAGUGGCGGCGUUAGCAAGUCUUGCACCGCGUUUCAUGAUUCCCUUGGCGAUGAUAUGAAAGAUGAAGUAAAAAAGGUCUUAGACAAGUUUUACAAGAGGAAAGAAAUUCAGAAACUGGGUGCUGAUUAUGGACUUGAUGAAGGAUGCUGGCAGGACUGACCUUCUGAGCCAGACUACAUGGCAGAGGGGGAGUCCCCAAUGCCAGAAUCUGCAUAGGCCUAGAGCUCGUCUCUUCCACCAAGCUUUCAUAAGCUUUCGAAAUUAUAUUAUGCAGUCUCAUUCCCUGGAUGUGGACAUUCACAUUGUUUUGAAUGAUAUUUGUUUCGGUGCAGCUCACGUGGAUGAUUUAUUUCCGUUUUUCUUGAGACAUGCAAAACAGAUAUUUCCUGUGUUGGAAUGUAAGGACGAUCUACGUAAAAUCAGUGACUUAAGAAUACCACCGAACUGGUACCCAGAAGCCAGAGCCAUUCGGCGGAAGAUAAUCUUCCAUUCGGGCCCCACAAACAGCGGGAAGACGUACCAUGCAAUCCAGAAGUACUUGUCAGCAAAAUCUGGGGUGUACUGUGGGCCUUUAAAAUUGCUGGCACAUGAGAUCUUCGAAAAGAGUAAUAUUGCUGGGGUGCCGUGUGACUUGGUAACGGGUGAAGAACGUGUGACAAUAGAGCCAGAUGGGAAACAGGCUGCCCAUGUUGCUUGUACUGUUGAGAUGUGCAGUGUUACAACUCCUUAUGAAGUGGCUGUGAUUGAUGAAAUUCAAAUGAUUAAAGAUCCAGCUAGAGGAUGGGCCUGGACCAGAGCACUUCUAGGGCUGUGUGCUGAAGAAGUCCAUUUGUGUGGAGAAUCUGCUGCUAUUGACCUGGUGACUGAGCUCAUGUACACAACUGGGGAGGAAGUGGAGGUUCAAAACUAUAACAGGCUUACCCCGAUUUCUGUUCUGGAUCAUGCAUUAGAAUCUUUAGAUAAUCUUCAGCCUGGGGACUGCAUUGUCUGUUUUAGCAAGAAUGAUAUUUAUUCUGUCAGUCGGCAGAUUGAGAUUCGGGGAUUGGAAUCAGCUGUUAUAUAUGGCAGCCUCCCACCUGGGACCAAACUUGCUCAAGCAAAAAAGUUUAAUGAUCCCGAUGAUCCAUGCAAAAUCUUGGUGGCCACAGAUGCAAUUGGCAUGGGACUUAAUUUGAGCAUAAGGAGAAUUAUUUUUUACUCCCUUAUAAAGCCCAGUAUUAAUGAAAAGGGAGAGAAAGAAAUAGAACCAAUCACCACCUCUCAAGCCCUACAGAUUGCUGGCAGAGCUGGUAGGUUCAGCUCGAAAUUUAAAGAAGGAGAGGUUACAACAAUGCAUCGUGAAGACCUUAAUUUAUUAAAGGAGAUUUUGAAUAGGCCCGUGGAACCCAUAAGGGCAGCUGGUCUUCAUCCAACUGCUGAGCAGAUUGAAAUGUUUGCCUACCAUCUCCCUGAUACAACACUUUCUAAUCUCAUUGAUAUUUUUGUAGACUUUUCACAAGUUGAUGGGCAGUAUUUUGUCUGCAAUAUGGAUGAUUUUAAGUUUUCCGCAGAAUUAAUCCAGCAUAUUCCAUUAAGUCUCCGAGUGAGGUAUGUUUUCUGCACAGCUCCGAUCAACAAGAAGCAGCCUUUCAUUUGCUCUUCGUUGUUACAGUUUGCCAGGCAGUAUAGCAGGAAUGAGCCUCUGACCUUUGCAUGGUUACGCCGAUAUAUUAAAUGGCCAUUACUGCCACCUAAAAAUAUUAAAGAUCUUGUGGAUCUUGAAGCUGUCCAUGACAUCUUGGAUCUCUACCUGUGGCUAAGCUACCGAUUUAUGGAUAUGUUUCCGGAUGCCGGCCUUAUUCGAGAUCUCCAGAAAGAACUAGACGGCAUUAUCCAGGAAGGUGUACACAACAUCACCAAACUGAUUAAAACUUCCGAGCCGCAGAGGCUGCUGCAUUUGGAGAGCUUGCGAGCAGGGAGCCAGUCUCGUUUGUCAGGAACCUUAAAGGGCCAAACUAGGCGGACACGUGGCACCAAAACCUUAGGGAGUAAAGCUGCGGAGCCACAGGAGCCCGAGGCAGAAGAGAAAUCCCUUGGUUCCAGAUUGGUGCAGCAAGGACUUCUCACUCCAGACAUGCUGAAACAGCUAGAAAAAGAGUGGUUGACCCAACAAACUGAACAUGGCAAGGAAGGAACAGAAUCUGGGAGUAUUUCAAAAGGGACAAGAAGAAAGAAGAAGGAACUUGAUUCAGAUUAGUUUUUUAAAAUUUAGUUUUGCAAAUAAAAAUCUGUUUAAAAAUCCCUUUUCCUCAUAUGCAUUUACAGCCUGCUGUAGUAUUGUGGCUAUCUCUUACUGGUUUUUUGCACAUAAAAAUUAACUCUCAAGAUGACUAAACUGUGUUUAUUUCAACAUUUAAAAAAUACUGGGGUGCCUUAGAGAUUAUAUUUAAAUCACAGUUUUGUUUUUUUAUGUAGUGGCCAUUUGUAGUAUAGCACCAAGACAAUGCACUGAAGGAACUUGGCAUGGAAAUAAAAUCAUUUUCAUGAA